AUAUCCAUACAAAGUAUUUAGUGGAGGUGCUCACUCCUCUUGGGGGAGGCAGUUCUCACAAGUGAGCUUUGUGUUUUGCCCGGCCUUGAGAUCCGUCAAUGACAUGCCGCCAGAGGAGGGCUCUAUCACUGCAGCCGGCUUGAGGGGGAGAAGACGAUCACAUCAUGCUUGUCUCACUUGCAGGAGGAAGAAGACCAGGUGCCCGGGCGAGAGGCCGGCGUGCUCCAGCUGCGUCCGGCUCUCGCAGUCGUGUACCUAUCCCGCGGUGAGGCCAUCGCAGAGCGGUAGAUCGGAUGAGAGGCUACAAACCUUGGAAGAGAAACUGGAUCUCCUCCUCAGCGGAGGGGGCUUACCGAACCACCCCGCCCGCCAUGGACAAGCGCAACAGCAGGCAUCGUACGACGAAGUCACCGACGCGUCGGAGAAGUCGUUUUCUGCGACGCCGCCGUCUCGUAACGCCAGGCCGAGCUACGCGACCGACAACAGCAACAACUCGUCCGUCGUCUUCGAGCCGAACGACAUGGCGACGGGCGUCGACCUCUACUUCAAGUACUGUCACCGCCAGCCGAUCUGGUGCUUCGAGAGGGAUGAGUUGGGCGACUACGACUCCCUCCCGGAGGAGCUCGCCAGCAGCAUCUUGGCGCUCACGUCGCGGUUCUCCGAAAAGCGAGACCACAUGCAGCUGUACAGCAGCAAUGCCAAGACGUUGAUCAUGCUCCGCAUCGCCAACGGCACGGUGGACAUCACGACCAUCGAGAGCCUGUGUCUUUUGUCAUACUCGUCGUUCAUAGAUGGCAAUGUUCACCUCGGCCAGUUCCAUCUCGGCCUUUCCCUCCAGCUCUGCCGGUCCGCCACGCUGGACAUGGAAUCCUCCUAUGCCGUGGAGGAUCACACCACGGAUCGCAAAAAGAGGCUGUUCUGGAGCCUGCAGUUGCUGGAGCAGUCCUACGGCCGGCAAGACGGCCUCUUGGGCUUCCCAAACGACGUGCGCCGGCCCACGCUACCGACCAGCGGGAAGCAGACGGAUCUGGACUCAUCUUGGGCGCCGCCGCUGCCGCGAGACGACCUGGGCACGACGGCGCCGAGCGAGCCGGGCAUCUGGAACACGGGCGUCUGCCUGGGAUGGGUUUGGAGCCAGGUCAGGAAAUACGUCUCGGACUGCGCGCGCAACAUCCUGAAGGAGCCGUGGCGGAACGACUCGACAUACGCCAAGGUGCUCUCGGACUUUUUGGAGACGGAGAACAGGAUCCCAAUGUGCCACCGCUACGACUCGGUCAAGUUCUACGAGCGCAAGAUGGACGAGCUCAAGAUGAACCGCGACUACUGGGCGCCGUGGCUCAAGGAGCAGUUCACCUACCAUGUGAUCCCAACCGUCCUCAACCACCCGUUCCUCUACAUCGUCGGGGCUCAGCACAACCCGAACCUGGGGAUCCCAAACACCUUCUGGAGGCGGUCGUCGGAGCAGGCGUUGCUCCACGCCACCUGGAUCGUCCGCAUGAUCGACAUGGUCGUGGACAAACAGGUGCCGCUGGUAGAUCCCUUCUUCGGACACGUCGCUGCGAUUGCGGCUACCGUGCAUCUCUACUACUGCUGCGCCGCGGCGGCGCGGUUGAAGCACAAAUCCAACACGGACUUUGCCAAGUGCAGGAGGUUCCUGAAGAGCUUCAUACCAUGCUCGGCGGCCUGCGGUGCGCUGGAUCGGAACUUGGACAGGAUGACGCGCAUCGCCGCGGGGAGCGAGAACAUGGACGUCGAGGAUUGGAUGCCAUCCAAGAUCUACCUCAGCGUGCCCCUGAUGUGGGAGAUUCUGCAGUUCAACUCGACGGCGGACUCGCAAGAGAUCCCCAGCGCCGGCCUCCUGAACGCCUCCCUCACGCCGGCCGUGCCGCCCGUCGACACGAGCGACAGCUCGACGCUCGAGAUCAUCGUCGCCACGUCGCCCGAGAUCACGAUCAACAUUGCCGACGGCGGGCAGGAGGCGCCGACGUCGUCGUACAAGAGGCCGCCGGUAUCGUCAUCGGGACUGCGUAACUCAACAUCAACAACAACCACUUCUACUUCUGCCGGUGCUGCUACUACUACUAGGGCGGCGUCAUCAUCGUCGAGGGCGGCCGUGUUCGAUCCGCCAACUGUCGAGCAGAUUGACAGUCUGACUUUCAACACGACGCCUUGGCUGUACGCGGAUCCGUCGCAGCUGCUGGGCAUCGGGGACAUGGGUUAUCCGCAGUCGGAAACGGGCAAUGCAUGGUGGGAAGGCGAGAACUUUAACAAUAUCAUGUUUAAUCAAUUUUAGCAAUGACCAUUCUCCCUCAUUACCUGACUAUUACCUACUCAUCGUGUGCCUUUCGAGGAUGAACAUCCAAGUUGCAUCCGAUCAAUCCCAAAUA
Molecule: messenger RNA, 2387 nt
Organism: Colletotrichum navitas
Lineage: Eukaryota; Fungi; Ascomycota; Sordariomycetes; Glomerellales; Glomerellaceae
Exons: 6
Coding region: 104-2293 (729 amino acids)
Biological process (GO): DNA-templated transcription; regulation of DNA-templated transcription
Cellular component (GO): nucleus
Molecular function (GO): zinc ion binding; DNA binding; DNA-binding transcription factor activity, RNA polymerase II-specific
Source: RefSeq, a predicted model, not a curated record